Molecule: messenger RNA, 1128 nt
Organism: Pedinophyceae sp. YPF-701
Lineage: Eukaryota; Viridiplantae; Chlorophyta; Pedinophyceae
Source: the annotation of a GenBank genome assembly
AUGGCCGCCGUGGGAGCCCCGCGCUUCUGCGGAGCCGCCCACGCCCCCGCCUGCGGCCUCCGGCGGCCCAGCGCCCGCAUCGCCCCCGGCGCGCGCGCGUCCAGGCUACGCAGUGCCGUCAGGGCGUCCAACAGUGCGACCGCGACGGAGGCCGCAGGCCUCAUCUUCGGCCUCGGGAACGACGGCGACUGGGACGACGCCAGCGUGGGGUACCCCGUCGUCAGGUACUUCCUCAACGACGAAGGAACGCGGUGGUUUCUGUGGUACACCGGGCGCAGCAAGGAGCAGGGGGGCGCGCUGGAGUCCGUGGACGCCGUAGCGCCCGGCGCCGGCUCGGUCGGGAUCGCGCGGAGCUCGGACGGCGUGAACUGGCUGCGCGGGGCCGGCGCGAUCUCUGGCGUGAAGGGCCCGAGCGGCGAGGAGGACGUCGGGGUCGUGUUCGCGCCGAACGCGGACGAGUGGUGGUCGCACGACACGAUGCACGUGACGACGCACGACGUGCAGGUGCUGUCGAGCGGGAGCGUGAACGGCGGGGAGGGAAUGUACUGGAUGUUCUACACGGGGGGCGACUUCGAGCCCGUCGACGUGGGCGCGGUGGGCCCGGAUGGGGCGGCCGUGGAGGGGCUGCGCAUGCGUCCAGGGCUCGCGCUGAGCCAGGACGGGCGGAACUGGGCGCGGAUCGAGGGCGAGCACCACUCCGGCGCCAUCUUCGACGCAGGCGACGCGGGGGAGUGGGACGAGCUCUUCGUGCGCGGCGCGCAGAUGUUCAAUGCGGGUCCGCGCGACAUGCGACUCUUCUACGCCGCCGCGGACCCCGCUACGGGCCGCUCGCGGAUCGGGGUGGCGACGUCGCCGACCGGCUUCGACUGGACGAAGAAGGGCAUUAUCUUCGAGGGCUCCGGCAACGCGUGGGACGCCAUGGGGCCGCGCCACCAGCAGGUGAUUCGUGACGCAGGGUCGAAGCAGUAUCUGAUGUUUUACGAGGGGGUGGCCGAGGACGGCACGACGGCGAUCGGGCUGGCGACGUCGAAGAACGGAAUGGACGGGUGGAAGGCGCUGCCGGAGCCCGUGCUGACCGCGGGCGCGGACGGUGAGUGCCCGCGGGGGGGCGAGGGGCCGCGGAGCUGA